UUCUAUCUCCCUCUCACUCUCAAGCCCCACCCUUUUAUCUGUUUUUGUAUCGUGGCGGCUCUUCUCAUAUCAUACACUUCUUCCUCUUCUCUUUUUCUUUUACUUAUAAUAAUAAAUAAUAAUUAUAAUCCCCGUUGCAAAUAAGGAUUCUUGGAGGAUCGCCUCUCUCUCACUCUCUAUGUAUUUUGAUUUAUUAUUACUCGCGCGAUCCACUCCCAACUAGAGCUGCUGCAUAUUGGUUUGUCGAUCUGCAAGCAAUUCUCUUGAUCCUAAAAAAAAACAACAAUAAUAACAAAGAAGAAGAGAACCGCCAUGGUUGCGGCCACCCAACCACAACCACCUACACCUACUGCGUCCACAACAACAUCCGCCGAAGAAGAAGCCUUGAAAAGGAAUACUGAUUGUGUUUACUUUCUUGCUUCUCCUUUAACCUGCAAAAAGGGAAGUGAGUGUGAGUAUCGCCACAGUGAAUAUGCCAGGGUUAAUCCUAGGGAUUGCUAUUUUUGGUUGAAUGGCAAUUGCAUGAAUCCCAAGUGUGGGUUUCGUCAUCCACCCCUUGAUGGCUUGUUUGGCAACCAAACAACAGCCUCUGCUGGAUCUUCCUUGCCGCCAUCACAUGCUGCAGCUGCCACACAUGCUCCUCACAAUUCAGGCAAACAAGGAGUCCUGUGCAUUUUCUUUCAGCAGGGAAUAUGCUUGAAAGGUGACAGAUGUGCUUUCUCCCAUGGACCAAAUCAUGCCAGUAGAGUUUCUCAAACAAUGGCAUUUACCCCUGGUACUGAGGCCCACCCUCCAAAAAAGGCUUUUGAUGGCCUUCAAAAGUGUACUCAAGAGCAGAAGCUUCCACAAGUGAAUUUGUCAAAGGCUGUUGAACCACCCACUGUAGCUAAACCUGUGUCAAAAGCUGAAAUUGCUUCAGCAAGGAACAGUGCUGGUGUUGCAAGGAAUGUAGUGCCACCCAAAAGCAUGGAUGAUGAAGUUCCCAGAUAUAAAGCAUCAAAUCUUCCUCCCGAGGUCAAUGGAAAUUCAAGUCGUUCCAAUCAGUUGCAUCUGUCACGGGUAGCAGAUGAUCAUGUUAACCAUAAUGGAAAGGAUGCUGAUGAGUAUUUGAGGGAGUCCUCUCCUGGUUUUGAUGUUCUUGUGGAUGAUGAGUUGAGGGAUUCUGAUUAUUACCACGGUGAAGAUCAAUUUGGAAGAACAAUAGGUCAUGAAGGGAGGAACUUGAACUCUGUUGAUGAAUAUGGCAGGGGCCAUCCUGCUGAUUAUGGCUCGUUGCCUGAUGACCAAGAAAGGUAUGGUGAUCCACGAGGCUAUGAUCCCUAUGAACAUAUGCAAGGGCAGCACGCAUGGGAGCAGCACAGGGCGUCGUCAGAAAGAAUGCUAGUGGCACCAGCACAUCUGGAAAGGCGAGGUUACUCGAAAGCUGAUAGCCCUGAGCACAUUGAAGGAUCAGAUUUGCGUUAUCUUUUAUCGAAACAAAGGAGGGUUAACGGCUUGAGAUCAGUUGUUAGUAAUGAUUUUGUCCCAGGCAAUCAUGUUGAGGAGCGAGGUUACCAGGGUUCUUCACGAAGGGACUCUCAUCACUUACUCUCACAUGAGAGCUCCAUUAGUAGUCGUCUUCGUGGUAGAAUAAAGCUUCCAGGAGGAUCUCUCAACGAAGGUGGUGACUUGCAUGCAGAAAGGGAAAUUGACAGGGGCAGGAAUCGGGGAAGACUGUCACCAGUAAGUUCCCUGAUCUCUUCCCAGCAAGGGAGGUUCCGGGAUAGAAUGAAAGCUAGGGUGGAAGAGGAUUACAAUGAGGGGAGAAAUUUUAGAGGUCCCCAUGUGAGAAGAGAAUUAGUAGAUGAAAAAAUUACUAAUUUUGCUGCUCCUAAAAGGCUUGCAGAACUGAGAGGUGGGAAAAAUGCAGAGGGUAAAUCGCAGCAAUCCCUUGGAAAGCGGAAGAACUUGGAAGAUCAUCCACCAUCUGAUGCUGAUCUCUCAUUUGAAGGGCCAAUGCCUCUUAGUGAGAUUCUUAAGAGAAAGAGAGGGGGUGGAGCUGCAGCUUCUGGUAGCAGAAUAUCAUCUGUUAUUGAGGACGGCAAUAAUCAAAAGGAAAGUAGGCGAAGCCUCACCAGCAAUUCCAACAACAAGGCAGUUGCAGAGACUCAAAGUGGAUUUUCUUCUGUAUUAAAGGACGAUGACAGUAGCCAGAUGCUAAAAAAUAAAGAAUCCAAGUUUGCUACUGAUGAUGCCCUUGGAACAGAAGGGGAAAACAUUGAAAUUGUUCAUGGAAAGUCUUCUCAGCUACCUAAUCCAAGUGAGAUUGAGACUGAAGACGGGAUGAUUGCUGAUGACGGAAUGGAAGAUCAGGAGUACGAGGGUGAUGAUCAGAGGGAUGGUGAUUAUGAAUAUGAGCAGGCUGAUGAAGGAGAGUACAAUUACGAAGAGGGUGAAAACAUAGAUGAAGAGGAAUAUGAAAACGAAGAUGGAGAUGACUUUGCCAAGAAAAUUGGUGUCGUGUUCUCAUGAAGGAUGAAAGAUAGUUAAGGAGCAGCACUACUGCCUUUUGCUCUUAUUGUGGGUUUUUGACGACCAUGGUGGGUUCUUCGGAUUUGAGUAAGGGGUAGCUGCCACGGGUUUAUUUUUCCUUGUAGAAGUAAAAGUAGAGAUAUGAAGUUCCUUUCUUGUAUUAAUUGCAAGAAACUCGUUUUAUUGUAUUUAAAACUCUCUGAUUGAAUGAGAAUUUUGCUUGUGCUUGGAGCAUUUCACUUUGCUUGCAAAGCCAUAACUUGUAACAGUAUAAAAUUAAUAAGAAAACUGUUGCUCGUUUCUCAAA
Messenger RNA from Populus nigra (black poplar), 2818 nucleotides. Its product is annotated as zinc finger CCCH domain-containing protein 17-like. Gene Ontology annotation, molecular function: metal ion binding. Lineage: Eukaryota; Viridiplantae; Streptophyta; Magnoliopsida; Malpighiales; Salicaceae. The coding region runs from base 313 to 2511 and encodes 732 amino acids. The transcript is spliced from 3 exons. The record is from RefSeq and is a predicted model, not a curated record.